ACCGAUGAGCUCCUACGAUGGAAUGCCAGUGACUAUGGAGAAAACUCAAGGAUAACUCUCAAACCAUCGCGGAUCUGGACUCCUGACCUGGAACUUUACCAGAAUAUGAAACACGAACAAAGUCAUAUUUACGAUGAGAAAUUUAGAGUAAUAGUUUUCUCAGAUGGGGCUGUCAUCUGGUAUCAAACACCAAUCCUUCAUUCUGCCUGUGCGAUUGAAAUCGCCCGGUUCCCUUUUGACAGCCAGGAAUGCGAGAUGAAGCUAGCAUCGUGGUCGUAUGACGCAAAGUACCUUGACUUCCAGCUCGCCGGUGGAGAUGGCGUUGAAUCGAGUCAGCAUCGAGACAAUGCGCAAUGGGAACUGGAAUCAAUUCGUUCUAAAAGAAGUUUGAUGAAACCUCCAUGUUGCGAGAUUAACUUUAUCGAAGUGUUAUACACAAUGAAGUUUAAACGAAAGGCUUUGUAUUAUAUCAUGAACGUAAUUCUUCCAUCUAUGCUUUUGUCACUACUUGCUUCCAUUUCAUUCUUAUUUCCAGCUGGUUCAGGCGAAAGAGUCUCUCUCGUGAUCUCGGUUCUUCUCGGACUUGUCGUGUUCAUGUUGAUCGUGAACGAACGUACACCGGUCACAUCCGACAGUGUACCGUUGAUAACUAAUUUUUUCAACUGUAUUGGCGCAAGUACAGUUUUGGCCCUGUUGGCGACCGCCUUCAUACUGCAUCUAAAUCACAUAUCUUCGGGAAUACCCGUCCCACGUUAUCUGGUCAGGAUCAGGGACUGUAUCGCGGUCGCACUUUGUAUGAAACAGCCGCCUCCAACAAAACGGGUUCAGUUGGAUUUGGAUGAAAUACUGCUCCGUGAAUCGUCAACACAAUACCUUAAUUUUCGAGAUUUGACAGGACAAUCGCCCAUGACGCGAAAGCCCUUCACAGAACAGAAGAUGUUGAUUGAGAUACAAAAAUUGACGAAACAUCUUGAGGAAGAGAAGAAUGCGAGUGAAAUGAUGGAAGACUGGCACUACACGAUGAAUGUUUUCGACAGAUUAUUCUUCAUAAUAUUCUUCUUGAUAUCUUGCUGUUUCACCGCUUACGUUUUCUCAUAUUCCUAAGUUUCACAUCACUCGGGACAAAACAUGAACUAUCUUAGACAAGAGGUCAACUCCUUUCUCUGUCUACAUACAUAUAAUAAUUGCGAUUAACAAAAUAGCCACCAAAAUAAUGUUUAAUUAAGAAGCUAUUCGAAUAGAUAAUAAAUACCGGGAAACUUCGCACUGUUAGUUAUGUAAUGAAUGUCAGUGUUAUAAUUGUCAUCGAAAAAUGUACUUGUUUUUGUUACAGUUGACGCGUAUGGACAAAUAGCCAUAGUGAACACUUAAUAAAUUAUCUAAUCACAUAAAAUGUAUAUGUAUACAGUUUGCAUGGGUGACCAAUGAGAUAUAUCUUAGGUAGUUUAGAACUAUUCAGCAUUCGCUUUAAAUCUUAAUA
Molecule: messenger RNA, 1480 nt
Organism: Dendronephthya gigantea
Lineage: Eukaryota; Metazoa; Cnidaria; Anthozoa; Malacalcyonacea; Nephtheidae
Product: neuronal acetylcholine receptor subunit alpha-10-like
Exons: 2
Coding region: 106-1104 (332 amino acids)
Biological process (GO): regulation of membrane potential; monoatomic ion transmembrane transport; signal transduction
Cellular component (GO): membrane; neuron projection; synapse
Molecular function (GO): extracellular ligand-gated monoatomic ion channel activity; neurotransmitter receptor activity; transmembrane signaling receptor activity
Source: RefSeq, a predicted model, not a curated record